AUGCCAGCUGAAAUAGCAAGAGGAAAGAAAUAUUAUCAAUAAAAUAUCAAUAAUGAUCUUCCCACUAAGGAUGAGUUAUUUAGUUAGUUGGGAAUUAUGCCUGAUGAUGACUCGGUUAAAGUGAAUAAUCAUAAAGAUGAUCAUCUGAGAAUUUCUAAAUAAUUAAUAUAGGAAAAAUUAAAGAGACUAUAUUAUAUUAAUAUAGUAAGAGUAAUUAAAUUACUUGGCACCAAAACCUCCAACUCCAUUAGUGAUUAAAUAGAAAGUAAAUACUUAAAGAUUGACUUCUUUAGAAUUAGAGAAAAUGUUAGAGGAGCAUAAAUAAUAAAUGCAUCCUAUUGCUGAAUAAUAUGAGUAAAUGAGGUUGAGUGAUGUAAGAAGUAAAAGUUACAAUCCAAAAAGAUAACGAUCCUAGAGUCCAAAAGUUAGAGUGACUUAUCAUGAAGAACCAAUUAAUACUUACGCUCUUAGCGAUCAUAGAAGGAUAUUGAUGGCCCACAUGGUGAUUUUUUAAAAGUAGUGUUACCUAAAUAAAAAUUACAAAAAUACAAAUCUGAAUCUAAAUUGAUAUCUGAUGAUGAUUUCUAAAAGAAAUUUAAGAAUUUUUUGAGAAAUAAGCGAAAAAAUGAUUUGAGUAGAAAUAGUUCUUAAGAGAAAUUAGAAUUUGAUUUGUAUUAAAGUACAAUUCCAAAUAGAGGAAGAUGGAAUUAAAAACAUAUAUAUAAAGCAGUAUUUAAAGAUAGAAGUGUUUUAAGAAAUGAUUCAUCUAUAAGUAAGAGUAAAAAUAAAAGUUAGAAGAAUAAGAAAAUAGAUUAAUCAAUUUGAGAAUAAUAAUUAUGUGAAUAAAUAUUCAAGCAAAUAGAUAAUGUAUAUUAUAAUAAUAUAUUCUUAAUAGAAACAAGUAGGUCUUAUUGAUAAAAUAUAAACUAUUAAAUAUAUGAUUUCUAAUCCAGAAAUUAUGGAAGCUUUUAAUAUUAAUCCUAAAGAUUUAAAUCUAUAAGUGAACAAAUUUCCAACUAAACAGUAAGGUGUAUUUACAUAAAAUGAAUUUACAAAGUUUUUAUAAAAGUACAAGAAUCAAUAUGAUCAUGAAGCAUUUGGUGGAUUGAGUCAUGUUUCAUAAUAAUAAUAAGUUUCAAGUUGUUUAUUGAAUGAAGAUUAAAUUCAGAUUCUGAAGAAGAUAUUUGAUUCUUUAUAAAAUGAUAUGAUUGCUUAAAGAAAAGAACUUAUUUAGGCAAUUCGUAAUGACAUAUAAGUUGUGAGAAUUUUACAUGUUUAAGCAGCAUAUGUAACAGCAAUUGAUAAAAUACUGAAUUUAGAAACUAUCUUAUCAUAAUUAGAAGCAUAGAUCUUUGAAUUUCCUUAUAUAUCUUGGAAACAAUUUAUGGAUGCAUUUGAAUAUGAUAUAAUGGUGAGUAAAUAACAAUUGUCAUUUGGUACUUUAAAGGAGUCUCAAAAAUAAGUGGAUGAUUAAGAUAGUGUUGAUGUUCCUGAAGAAUUAUAAUAGUUAAUUAAAGAUUAAUUCAAUAAGAUUGUAAUGGAUGAUUAUGUUACAGCUUUUGAUCUUAUUGAAUGUAUUAGAAGAGCACCACUCUAUUCAUAACUAAGAAAAUAAAUAAUCAGAAAACAAUAAAAAAAAAGUGAUAUCAAAGAAGAAACCUUGGAGUAAGUAUUGAAAAGAAUUGAAGAAACAGCAGAAGAAUAUUUGACAUUUCAAGAGUUUAUAAGUUACUUUACAAGAAGAGGAUAACCUAAAUUCAAUGAAGAAGUAGCAAGUCUGGCUAAAAGUGUUAAUGUAACUGAGGCAUUAUAAAACGAUGAAAAUAGAAUAGAUGAUUAUGAUUCAGAUCCAGAAUUACACACUUAUUAGGAUAAAAUGUGAAAGUAAAUUAGAUAUUAUAUUUUAUUUCAUCUAAUUAUAAUAAUAUUCUUUUGAAAUAUUUUAUAACAAUUUAAAGAAAAUUCAAAAAUCAAUGUUGUACCAAGAGAACGAUUAAUAAAAUAGCAUCUAAGUUAAUAAGCAUUAUUAACAUAUUCUCAUCAUAAAAAAUCAUUGCCAUCGAAAAAAUCUAAUACAAAAGAAGAUUUCUUAUCUGUCAUAUAACCUAACCAUAAUAUGGAGCUUAUUCAAAACCAAGUGAUUAUUAAUUUAAAGUAACUUAACCAUAAUCAUUUAAUUUUGAUAAAAGAGAAAAAGAACGUUCUAUUUCAAUUAGAGAAAGGAAAUUAUAAGAAAUGUUAGAUGAAAAGAAGAGAAAUAAUUCAUUCAAGAGUUUCAAGGCUAAAGAAAUACCCUAAAUAGUUAAAUAAGAUGGUCUUUAUGAUAAAAUUUUAAAUGAUAAUGAAAAAAGAAGAGAAGAAGUUAAGAAUAAUAUUGUAUAAAUUACUCUUAAAAAUGAAAGACCAUUUUCAUUUUAUAAAAGAGAUUAGAAUUCAUCAAAAAAACCACGUAAAAAGUAUUGGGAAGAAAAAGAAAAGUUUGUUUUUAAGGCAAAAGCAAUACCUUGGCAUGUUCAUGUAGAAUUACUUAAAUAAAUGGAAUAAGAUGAAGAAACCAAGAGAAAAGAACGGAUUGCUAAACAUGCUUAAGAAUUAGCUAUGACUUCAAGAAUGCCUCCUAAAAUGGAAAUGCAUGAGAGAUAAAAGUUAGGGCAUCCCUAAUCUCCAAAAUAUAUGUAAACUUAGCUUACUUACAAAGCUAAAUUCAUUCCAGAUUUUGAUAAAUUACAUUCAUCUUUUCAAGAUCAAUUAAAUCGAAAAAAACAAUAAAUGAGAACUACUGAACCUUUUAAUUUUCAAUAAUCUCAUAAAGGUGUUGAUAGACCAUAUCUUGAAAGAGAAAAUGAAAUUAAAAUCAAUCCAAUCAAAUUAGAUAUAAUUGAAGAAGAAGCCAAAAAAAAAAUGAAUAUUAAACCAAUUAAAUAACCACCUUCUACUAAGAAAUGGGAAAGUAAUUGUGAGUUUUUGAAAAAAGAGAAAAUAAAGAAAGCUGAAAAGUAAGAAUAAAUCAAAAAAGAAGAAUAAGAAAGAUUGGAUAGAAAAGAGAAAGUAUUUUAUCAUCCUUAUUUCGAAGUUUAAAUAAAGAGUAUAAUAAUCAGAAGAUAUUUAAGAUAAUUCCAAGAAACUAGAAUAAUAGAGGAAAGAUAGAAUUGCAUAAUUAAAAAAAGAAUCAAAAGAAUAAGAAAUAAAACAAAAACAAAUAAUUUAAAAUUGUACUGAAUAACCUUUACUAGUUAAAAGACGUAAUAACCAAUCACAAGUAUGAUUAGCCACUAAAAAGGAUGUAGAAUUAGAGAAAAUGAAACAAUUGAGUAAGAUUGACAAAAUGUUAAAAUAAAAUGGAGUCAUGAAUAGAGAAGAAUAUUUCAAUAAAGAAGAAAAAGCUAUGCUUGAUGACAUUAAUUAUUUAAAGAAACAUGGAUAUGAAGAUGAUUUUGAAAAAGAAUGA
Molecule: messenger RNA, 3448 nt
Organism: Paramecium pentaurelia
Lineage: Eukaryota; Ciliophora; Oligohymenophorea; Peniculida; Parameciidae
Source: the annotation of a GenBank genome assembly